UGCAAACGUCAUGAUUUUCCCCCGUCGUGCUAAGUUUUCGAGUCAAAGUACGUAGAUUACGGAAUUCUGUUGAGGAAUGCAACAACAAUGUCUUGUGGACGUAAUUCUCGCGACUCUCUCCCAAGGACGAAAUCGGAGGAGUUGGUUUACCAAGAGGAGACCGAGAUCUUUGCACACGAGAACGGGAAACGCUUAGGUCUGGAGGGAGACCCGGACCUGCAGUUUUUGCUGAAGGGUGGAGAUCUGUUAAAGGUGAGGUCUAAGUCAUGGAAGAAGACCCGAUUCUUUCACCUGAAAGAAGACUGCAAGACCAUGUGGCAUGAGACCAGCAGGGCCUUCAAGGGUUCAAGUAAAUCAACCUUCAGCAUUGAGGACAUCGACUCUGUGCGGCAUGGUCGUCAGUCUGAUGGGCUUAAGAAUCACACCGACUCAUCUGUGGAGGACCGCUGCUUUUCCAUCAUCUUCAAAGGACGACGCAAGGACCUGGACUUGAUUGCCUCAUCCAAAGACGAAGCCAAGCAGUGGGUCAGAGGCCUGGAUAAGGUCAUCAACAGCAUUCAGAACCUUAGCCGCCUGGAGAACAGUGAACACUGGAUCUACAGCUGUAUGCGCAAAGCAGACAAGAAUCGUGACAACAAAAUGACAUUGAAGGAAUUGAAGAAUUUCCUGCGGCAGAUCAAUAUAGAUAUGGAUGACGGGUAUGCUGAGUCGCUGUUUAGGCAAUGUGACACAUCAAAGUCAGGCACGCUGGAAGACUCAGAGAUUAAACACUUUUACGAUUUGCUGACUCAACGUGAAGAAGUUGAUGAAAUCUUUAACAGGUACUCUAAUGGUAAAGAACAGAUGAGCGCAGAUGACCUGCUGAACUUCAUCCAGGAUGAACAGAGAGAGCCAGUGGGUUUGGAUUACGCCAAGAAUAUCAUUGAUAAAUAUGAGGUGGAUGAGAACGCCAAACAGGUGACUAAGAUGACUAAGGAUGGCUUCCUAAUGUAUCUGAACAACGAGGAAUGCAGCCUCUUUGACCCCGCCCACAAACCUGUGUACCAGGACAUGCGACAACCACUCAGUCAUUACUUUAUUUCUUCUUCACACAACACCUAUCUGAUGGAGGACCAGCUGAAAGGUCCUAGCAGCACAGAGGCCUAUAUAAAAGCGUUAAUGAAGAGCUGUCGCUGUGUGGAGCUGGAUUGUUGGGAUGGUGUCAACGGGGAGCCGGUCGUUUACCACGGCCAUACUCUCACAUCCAAAGUGCUGUUUAGAGAUGUCAUCAAGGCUAUUAAGGAAUACGCGUUCAAAACCUCAGAAUACCCAGUGAUCCUGUCUCUGGAGAACCAUUGCAGCCUAGAGCAGCAAAAAGUCAUGGCCUGGCACUUAACCUCCACCUUGGGUAGCGCUCUGCUCACUCGACCCCUGGGCAAACAAAUGCCCACCAAUUUUCCAGGACCUGAGGAACUAAAGGGCCGUUUCCUAAUCAAAGGAAAACGUUUGAAUAAACUGGACACGGCAUUCAACAACAACAACAGCACAGAAGAUGUGGACAGCGUGUCUGAGGAAGAUGAAUCUGCUGAACAGAAAGACGAAGAAAAACCUAAAGGCCAGAAGUCUAAAAAGAUCAAGCUGGCUAAGGAGCUGUCUGAUCUGGUCAUCUACUGCAAGAGUGUUCAUUUCACUAGUUUUGAAAAUUCAAAAGCAAACCAUGCAUUUUAUGAAAUGGCUUCCUUCAAGGAGAGCAAAGCGUUGAACCUGGUGGGGAACUCGGCCACAGCAUACAUUCGUCACAACAUUGAUAAGCUGAGUCGGAUCUACCCUGCCGGCUCCAGAACAGAUUCAUCCAACUACAAUCCAGUGCCAAUGUGGACCGCCGGCUGCCAAAUAGUUGCUUUAAACUUCCAGACUCCCUGUAAAGAGAUGGAUCUGAAUCAGGGCUGCUUCUUACCCAAUGGCAGGUGCGGUUAUAUUUUGAAGCCACCAUUUCUGAGAGACCCAGCCACCCAGUUUGACCCUGUUAACCUCAGAAUCGGCCCCUGGCUAAAGAAGAAGACCCUGCACGUCAUGGUCAUCUCAGCCCAACAGCUGCCAAAGCUCAAUAAGGAUAAACAAUCAUCCAUCGUGGACCCUUUGGUCAAGGUGGAGGUCUGUGGUAUACCAGAUGACAAUGCCAUUCAACAAACGCAUCACAUUCUAAAUAAUGGUUUUAAUCCUAAGUGGAAUAUAAACUUUAAGUUCCUCAUUUAUGUACCGGAACUGGCUUUGGUCCGAUUUUUGGUAGAAGACUAUGACACUGCUUCCUUCAAUGACUUUGUCGGACAAUACACAAUCCCUCUCACCAGCAUGCAGAUGGGAUAUCGCCAUUUGCCUCUGUAUACUAAGAGAGGAGAUCUUAUUCCUUCAGCGGGACUCUUUGUACACGUCAUGGUUCUUGAUGUUGUCUAGACUUAAUGCAAGUGUGCAGAUCACUGGACAAUCAAACUAUACAACUAAUAUCUCCUCAGCUAACACAAACUCUAGCAAGUUUCCCUUAGCAUUGGAUUUGUUUCGUACAAGAAGUCCCUCCUUUGCCAUCUAUCAACUAUCCCAAAUUUAAACUUCAGCGAGUAUAAAUAUCAUCACAUAAGCACAUUUAGAUAAAAAUGUUACAAAACAUAGUGAAGAUUUUUUUU
This is a messenger RNA of Paramisgurnus dabryanus, 2660 nucleotides long. RefSeq names its product phospholipase C, delta 1a (gene plcd1a). The record is from RefSeq and is a predicted model, not a curated record. Lineage: Eukaryota; Metazoa; Chordata; Actinopteri; Cypriniformes; Cobitidae. Gene Ontology annotation, biological process: intracellular signal transduction; lipid metabolic process. Gene Ontology annotation, molecular function: phosphatidylinositol-4,5-bisphosphate phospholipase C activity; calcium ion binding. Gene Ontology annotation, cellular component: plasma membrane.